UGCGUAGAGCGGCGCGCCCAGCGUGCUGGGGUCUGGAGCGCACGCGUCGUGCGUCCCGAGCUCGGAGUUGGGCUCGGCGCCGCCGGGAAGGGCGAACGGUUUGGCCCGCCAUGUUCUCCUUGACGCUGCGGGCCAAGGCGGCCGUCCUCACCGCGCAGUGGGGAAGACCUACAAGGAAUUUGCAUAAGACAGCUGUGCAAAAUGGUGCUGGAGGAGCCUUAUUUGUGCACAGAGAUACUCCUGAGAAUAACCCAGACACUCCAUUUGAUUUCACACCAGAAAACUAUAAGCGGAUAGAGGCAAUUGUAAAAAACUAUCCUGAAGGGCAUAAGGCAGCAGCUGUGCUUCCAGUCCUGGAUUUAGCCCAAAGGCAGAAUGGAUGGUUGCCCAUCUCUGCUAUGAACAAGGUGGCUGAAGUUUUAAAAGUACCUCCAAUGAGAGUAUAUGAAGUAGCAACUUUUUAUACAAUGUAUAAUCGAAAGCCAGUUGGAAAGUAUCACAUUCAAGUCUGCCCUACUACACCUUGCAUGCUUCGAAAUUCUGACAGCAUACUGGAGACCAUUCAGAAAAAGCUGGGAAUAAAGGUUGGGGAGACUACACCUGACAAACUUUUCACUCUUAUAGAAGUGGAAUGUUUAGGGGCCUGUGUAAACGCACCAAUGGUUCAAAUAAAUGACAACUACUAUGAGGAUCUGACACCCAAGGAUAUAGAAGAAAUCAUUGAUGAGCUCAAGUCUGGCAAAAUUCCGAAACCUGGGCCAAGGAGUGGACGUUUCUGUUGUGAGCCAGCUGGAGGUCUCACCUCUUUGACUGAACCACCCAAAGGACCUGGUUUUGGUGUGCAAGCAGGCCUCUAAUUUAUAUUCAAUUGUAAAGAUACCACUGGAAAAAUAAAAUAUGAAUCUCCUAUCUACAUAAA
Molecule: messenger RNA, 919 nt
Organism: Nannospalax galili (Upper Galilee mountains blind mole rat)
Lineage: Eukaryota; Metazoa; Chordata; Mammalia; Rodentia; Spalacidae
Product: NADH dehydrogenase [ubiquinone] flavoprotein 2, mitochondrial
Exons: 8
Coding region: 111-857 (248 amino acids)
Biological process (GO): mitochondrial electron transport, NADH to ubiquinone
Molecular function (GO): NADH dehydrogenase activity
Source: RefSeq, a predicted model, not a curated record